Colletotrichum destructivum is the source of this 2100-nucleotide messenger RNA. RefSeq names its product Putative AAA+ ATPase domain, ATPase, AAA-type, core. The record is from RefSeq and is a predicted model, not a curated record. Bases 88 to 1962 code for a protein of 624 amino acids. The transcript has 6 exons. Lineage: Eukaryota; Fungi; Ascomycota; Sordariomycetes; Glomerellales; Glomerellaceae. Gene Ontology annotation, molecular function: ATP binding; ATP hydrolysis activity.
UCCUGUCGUAGGCUUACCCAGCGGUUCAGCUUUUGCUUCCUCGAUUGUAAUCCAGCUUUCCGCUCCAUCAACAACGGCAUUUUGAACAUGGCGGGUGAUACAGAUAAUCAACCAGAAGAGAAACCCGAUUCAAUGGAGAAGAAAGUGUUGCAACUGGAUCAAAUUUGGAGCAGGAAAGACCGACAAUGGCAUUAUGUGAGAACGGCCAAGGCUAGAACCACGGAGAAGCUGAGCCGUUCCCGGAAGAACCCACUUGUAGUACGCCGUAUCUGCGGCAUGUUCGGUAAGAUAGAACAUGUCGAAAUAGACGUCAAGUCAAUGAAGCUCGCGAAGCUUCUCGGGGAGAUACUGCAUGACUGUCUUGGAUUGAAUCUCCACAAAUCGCCACCGCAACUAUCACCCCAGGAUCUCUACCAUGCAUGGAACGGGCUUACAUCACACUUGGAGGCUGAAAAGUCGAAGAGUGAUGCCGACAACGACCUCAUCAGCGACAUACUAGCAACUCGUGAAUAUCUCUCCCAAGAGUACAAGGUAGAGAGUGAAAGCCUAUUCUCACUGCUCCAGCAUAACGAAAUCACUUACGGACAAGUGUGGCAAAUCUUUUCUCCCGGGACUGUGAUUUUCUCGGACAACAACGUGCUAUGCCAGCCGUCAGCUUCCCUAUAUGGCUCUGGCUCCUAUCAGUCAGAUAAGGACAGCAAGUUCUUUGAGAUCAGCGGUCGAAUACUUACACACGACAGCGAAGACUUUGGUUGGGGAUACGAAAGAUACCGAAUCGUGCCAUUUGAAGGUACCAAGAAAAUCACCAGCCUCGAAGCGUAUCCAAUCCGUUACCAUCAGGACGCCGAGCCACUCCAGAAAAGUCUUAUAAAGAGGGGCCGAGAUUACGUUCGAUUCAUGAAAGAACCAACGUGCCGAGAAUACUGUGGACUCGCUGUUCGAAUGGAAAGUUCGAUGUUGGGGCCUGCGAAGUCUACUCGGUUCAAAUCUGAAGGAAGAAUCAUGGUUGAUCCGGCUGCUUUCGGUUCUCACAACCCUGCCGCAAACGAGCUUCUCGAGCCUUGGGUUACGGACGAAGUUGUUGUAACCGACCCGGAUUCUUUGAAAGACGAAGACUUGCUGUUAUGCAACCAUCGAAUUCUCGGGUACUCUUUUGUGCAAAAGACUUGGGCAGCGUUCUCCGUAUCCAACAUGAGUGACGUUAUUUGGAAUGAGGACGCUUUUGAUAAGCUUAUCAUUGCGGAAAAGAAAAGGAGAAUGAUUCGACUCUUGGUCCAGUCUCAUAAACCAAAUUCGGACGGCUCUUUCGAUGACAUCAUCAAAGGAAAGGGAAGAGGCUUGGUUGGUCUUUUGAGUGGUAGUCCUGGAGUCGGAAAAUCGCUCACAGCAGAGGCUGUCGCAGAAGUAUCUCACCGGCCGCUGUACAGUGUCUCAGCUGGAGAGCUGGGGACUGACGUACAAAGGGUUGAUGAUCGACUUGGAAUGAUACUGGAGAUUGUACGGAGGUGGGAAUGCGUUCUUUUAAUUGACGAGGCGGACGUGUUCCUGUACAAGAGAGGAGAAUCUCAGGUGGAGAGGAAUGCGCUUGUCAGUAUUUUCCUUCGAAGACUUGAGUACUUCACCGGCAUAAUCAUUUUGACAACCAAUCGACAAAAAGAUAUUGACGAAGCAUUCAAAAGUCGCAUCCACUUCAAAUUCCACUACCCUCCGCUUCAUGCUGAGGCUCGCCUGAAGAUCUGGGAAAACAUGCUGGCUUCUGUUACCGAUAAGAUGCCAGACUGGAAGCUUACUGAUGAAGACAUGAGGAGUUUGGCAUCAAAGCCUUUGAAUGGGCGAGAGAUCAAGAAUGCGGUCUCGUGUGUGGCUUCCAUCAUUCGCGCAAACCAAGAGCCUCUAUCGAUGUCACUGAUCAAGGAUAUUCUUGAGACUCUUGUCGAAGACGAAGAACCUGGAGAUCAAUGAACUGACUUUGCUGUGUUUGAGAGCACUAGCCGUGGACGUGUAUCGAGUCGAGAACAUGCGGAGAGCCAAUGACAUUUUAUACACGAUUGCUAGUUUUGCAUUUGCAGUUUUGGCGUUGGAAUCAAUACUAUAUUUGCU